Messenger RNA from Sapajus apella (tufted capuchin), 24062 nucleotides. It is a transcript of the gene ZBTB20, whose product is annotated as zinc finger and BTB domain containing 20. Bases 12725 to 15013 code for a protein of 762 amino acids. The record is from RefSeq and is a predicted model, not a curated record. Gene Ontology annotation, molecular function: RNA polymerase II cis-regulatory region sequence-specific DNA binding; protein binding; DNA-binding transcription factor activity, RNA polymerase II-specific. Gene Ontology annotation, biological process: regulation of transcription by RNA polymerase II. The transcript is spliced from 6 exons. Lineage: Eukaryota; Metazoa; Chordata; Mammalia; Primates; Cebidae.
GUAUUUUAUGUAUUCAUUGUUUCAUAUAAAAAUAACUGUUCCCAUUUUAUAAGGACAGAAAUUAAGAUACAGGUAUUUUGUAUUAUCUUUCAAGGCUACAAAUAAUUUUGAAAGUUUUGUUACUUUUGUUAUGAGGGACACAGAGCUCCUAAGAUAUGUUAUCACAGCCUUCAGGCUAGCAACACUCUUGCAUUACAUAAUCUCCUUUUACUAAACUUAAAUUUUCUUCAAAAUGUGAAGAAACAAAGCUCAUGCAGAUUAAAUCAGAGUCUGGGAAAGUAAACUCUGGAUUCUUCUCUAAUGUUUCCUCUCCUCAUUUUGCUUCUCUCCCAACUCAGCUAUUUCUUAUGUUUCUCAUCUUCCAUUUUGAUAUCCCACUCAACAUUAGAAUUACUAAAGCAAGGAGAUUGUUGGAGUCCAUCAUAUUCAUUCACUUAUUAGGUGUUACUUCUAUUGUAGUACCUGAGUUUAGAUUAGGAAACCUAAGAAUGAGUCUUUAGAUUAGUUGAUAGAGAAUAAAGAGUUUCUGUUAAUAUACAUUGUAGUCUGAGGUACUCUAUAAAUAAUCCAUAGCAGCAUAUGUAAAAGCCAUAUGCCUUUUACCUUCUCGUGAUCUGUUUACUUUUUUUGUUCCUUCUUAAUGAGAGCUGGAGACAUCUUUAAUGUAAAGUCAUAGAUGUGCACAUGGUUUGAUGACAAGAAGCUACAGUACACAUAGUUUAGAUACCAAGGGAAAUGAAGAGCAAGACCUCACAUCUCUUUAACAGGUUAAAUUGGUCAUCUUAAGCUGUUAAUACAUCAGGCUACUGGGCAGAAAACAGCAGCAGUGUGGUAGUAGAGCUUUGGAAGUAGAUAAUCCUAAAUUCAAAUCCCAAAUCUGCCAUUUACCAGCUGUGUGACCUUUGUUAAUUUACUUUUCCUCUCUGAACUUCUCUGAUCCUUGCUUCUCUCAUCUAUAACAUGGAGAUGAUAGCAGUUGCUGCAGAGAAGGAGUGGCAUAAUACAACUUAGGAUGUGACAUGUGUGACUGGGGGUUCAAGCAUUUGUGCACCUUCUGGCCCCAGCAGGCUUACUAUCAGUGCUAUAGUUAGUCCCUAGUUUCUUACAAGCAUAUGAUUAUAAGAAAGGUCCUUCUGAUUCGGGCUCAUGGUCCUUUCAGCUCAGCAUUCAUUUUCUGAUCACAAGGCCAGGAAACUGUUACAUAAGACACAAUUGUCCUUGUUGCUAACUUCAAGAAUUAGAGUUAUUUUCCUCCAGAUAGCCUAGUUUCUCUGAAUAACCCACUAUGGACUUAUUAUCCAUGAAUUUAGCUAAACCUUUAUGAUACUAUUUAUGUCAUCAACCUUUAAUGAAUUUUAUAAGUUUAUUGCCUACUGUGUAAAGUAGUUCUUUACUUUGUCAUAAAUUGUUUCUUUUGAAAAGUAAUAAGAUGGCGUCCGUUCAUAUAUACUAGAAUUUGAUAAAGAAAUCCAUGGUCACUUACCCAGGCCUUUUGUUUCUUUAUAGAUAUUUACAGUCUUCUUGCCUGAAUUUUACCAUUAUAAAUAGAAAUCUUCAUCUUAUAUCAUGAUUAUUUUAAUCAAUACUGAACUUUCUUAUUGUAUUUUCGUUCAGACAUCUCUCUUGAUAUAAAUAUGUUUAUGUAUGUAUGUGUUUGUGUGUGAUUAAAAUUGGAUUAUAUGACAAAAAAAAUACUGAACUUUCUCCUGUCCUUUUUAUUUAUUUAUUUUUUGAAGUACUUCAUCCAGAAAGUGUUCUACACAUGGGUUGCCAUUAUCUUUUACUAGAGCUGAUCGUAAUUUAACUCUCCCCUCCUUCUGUCAAAGUUACACUCUAAGUAUGCUCUGGGCUCAAAACAGAAUGAUCUUAAUGUGACUGCAAUUGUAUUUAAGCCAAAGUUCAGGUUAGAGACAGCUGGCAAAUGUUCAACAAACUGGACCAAAGAGGAAGAAUCAUAACAAAAAAGAUGUGAUUCUGUUUUGUAGCAAAGUGAGAAACCUGUCUGAAGGAAAAACUGGAGACUGAAUUUUUUUGCUCAUUUUGGAGAUCGUAAAGAAGUACAAGGCAAUGUUUUCCAAGACAAUUUGUUCCACUAAAGUGACCAGAACUAAGUCUAGUUGGGCUGGCUGCCCUAGGUGGCAGUCAGAGGUUGGGGCUACUAUUUUGACAAUGGCAGCAGAAAUCUGUGACCAAAAAAAGCCUAAAACUGCUUGCCUCUAUGUUAGCAUCGCUAGCAUGAAGUGAGAUUUGAACUUUAAAUGACUCAUUAUGAGUGGGUGGCAACUCACUGUGGAGGCAGUCUGUGAACCCAAGGUCAGCAUCCCGGUGAGAAAUCCCUUCAGGUAUGAGUGAGCUAUACAACCAGUCACACUGAGACGGGAGAUCCCUGUCCUCUUCAGCUUUGUCAGAGCAUUCCCGGCUUCGUUUCCAGUCCUGUUUCUGAGGAUAUUUGGCACACUGCUUGGCCUGCACUUGGCACCACUGUCUUCAGAAAAUAAAUGUCUUACAUUUGUACAGUGCUUUAUGGAACACUUUCUCAUAGAUCAUCUCAACUGAUCCUCACAUCUCUAUGGUAACUGUUCAUGUUCCCAUUUUGUGGAUGAGGAAAAGGGAUUGAAUUACUUGUGCAAAUGGUGUUAGUAAGUUGUGGAGCAGGGACUGGUCUUGUGAUACGAAGUCUGUGUCCUUUUCAUGUCACCACCACCAUAAAGAUAGCCAGGUCAUUUUGGACAUCUUCCUAAAAAUAUACCUUCUUUCAUUUUUCCCUGAAUGUAGUGCAUUAUAGUUAUUUGUACUGAUGUUGCUCUGACCUCCUGUGGAUGACAGCAAGCCUCAUGAGAUCAUCCUGCAGACUUUGUCUUUUAAUACUGCGAAUACUAAUAACACAAUGUUCUACAGCUUCCAUAUCGUGGGUAGUGUUCAGUAAGCCUAGCACCAACCUUAUGUCUGGACUGUCAGUCUGAGAAGAGGUCAGUUUAUCCCAAACUUUUCUUGUUUUUAUAAAUUUUCUUUCCAUAUUAAAAUUGUCCUUACACUCCUUAAUUCAAACGUGCCUCAAUAUUAUUUUAACAAACUCAGUAGCGUCUGUACAUUACAUCUUUCUGUACUCUUCCCUCCCUCCUGAGGGAAGAAUCCCUGAAUGAUCCUAGUAAGUUCUGAAAAGCCUUAGCAGGGUAGAUAAUGGGUAAAGAUCAUUGUAUUUCAGCUCCCUGAUCCAUUACACCCCUGCCUUUCACCAGCAUGCAGAGCGUUGUGUUUUUUUCUAACAGAAUAAAUUAAAUAUGAAAGAGAAGGACUAAUGUAAUUCAAAUAAACAUGUUAAUGACCCUAUUUUUCCAUUUGGUAACUAGACCGGAUGUGGUGGAAUGCCAGUUUUUUACUGAGCCUGUAAUUUAAAACUUUCAACAAGGACACUUUUUUUCCCUUUUAUUUCCAUCCUCCAUUCCCACCCGCUUUCAUUCUUACAGACACUCCUUACUGUCCAAUUAGUUUUGGAACAUGAAAACUGUCCUCACGGCUGCCUGGAGCCACGGGGGACCUGGGAUGGUUUCUCUCUACGGGAUGGCUUGUAAGACUCCAGUUUUACUGGUGAUGACCCUGCCAGAGCUCUGUGCCGUUGAAGGGUGUGGGGAAGGAGGUGACUGGUGCAUCCUGUACCUCCUCUGCACCCCCAUUUGUGUAUUUUUUAUGUUUUGCAUGUACAUGUUUGCUGUUCUAGGCAGCACUUCAGCAUUCAGAUUUGGGAACAGAAGAGCUAGUUUGCUUUUAACCCUGUAAGUAGCCAUCCAUCCCGGCUACAUUUUAUAUGAGUCAAGGCCGUGGUAUAAGAGCUUGUUCUCAUCCAAACUAAAACCCUCACUAACUCGAUGUGUCUCCGGAUGACUGCCUAGUUUAUUUCUUCUCUUUUCUCCACUAAGUCUGUUGUCUCCCUCUGCACCCAGGGAGUAGCCAUUUUCCACAGCAGCCCCCACCCCUCCUCCAGAAAACGGCCUGCUCAAAAUGGAGCCCUUCUUCUCCUCCAGACCUCAAAUCUGCCACCUGUCUGCUCCAUUCAUCAUUAGUUAGCUAUACAGCGUGAUUUUCCCCCAAACUGUAUGUAUUUAAUCCCUGAUUUCUCCCUCACCUCACAAUGUGACGUCCUUUCAGCAUUUUACCUGCUGGAACCAGCGCUCUCUUGUUUCUUUUACUGUGGUCACUUGCUGGAGUUUUAAGGAAAACUUUUUGAUGUGGACACAUUUCAGUUUUUUUCGAAUUUGCACUGGAGAGAGGAAUGAAGGAGAGAGGGGGCUCUGGCCCUGUUACUUCCUGUUUGUUUUUGUUCUGGAGAAUGCAGACCAUCUGUGUCUCUCAGAAGCUAUUCUUCUACAGUCACCGUGCUGAGGCUGAUAUUUAAUUUCUUAGUUUUUCCCUCAUUUCUCUCUAAUUUCCGAUUCCUCCUCCAAAAACUACUAAGCCCCUCAUUAAAUCUUUCUUCCUGAAUUUUCUUAUCUUAAUAGUACCUCUGGAUGCAGUUCUGUCCCCAUUAAGGCCAGGAUUUCAAAUUAAGUAAAUGAUAAUUGGAGAGAGGAAAUGGGAGAGAAGGGAACAAGGAAUCAGUAAGCAAACAGAAAAAAAAAAGUGGGUUCACUUUUUAAACAUGGAGUUCACUGAUUCUCAGACCCAGCUCCCAUAUGUCCUGGCAUCAUUGUUCAGCUGAAGUCUCACCUGUUAGGUGGACCUUGUCUUUUUCAGGGGAAACAUCUGUGGGAUGUUGGAGCUCUCUGAAAGUCCCUCCCUAAUUUAUUUCUCCUGCCACGCAGACUUUGAUAAAGGUUGUACUUUAUCAUAAUAAUCAAGAUGGUUAUCUUCCAGAACUAGUAGAGAUAUUCUCCCUCUUCUGAGAGCUGCCCAGUGAAUCCCCAUGUAUAGUCACCCUAUAUAAAAGUCCUAUAUUUUCUUUUACAUGCAAUUUCAUUAAACCAAGUCUCUAAACAACUACAUCCAAUUUCAAUAGAUAACUCUCUAUAACUUAUGAAAUUUUAAGUUUUUCAUAAGCAGCAUCUUUCUGAGACACAUCUUCAUUUCAGAUGUCAUUGCAAUUUAGGACACAAUAGUUCCCUCAUUUUAAAAAAAUGUAGCUUUGAUUUUUUUUUUUAAUUCUUAAGGUCAGGAUUAAAAAGCUAAAUGAAUUCCAGGCUUCAAACUCCCUGAAUUAUAUUUCAGCUGGUUCAAGCCUAAAAUGUGCUAUGUCGACAGUCCACAGGGGAGUAGUAGUUGUGCCGAGUAGUUGUGGCCUUCAUAGAGUGCUUUUUGGAGCUCUCUCCUCUGGUCCCCCACCCCCUUCCUUCAGCUGCUUCUGUUUGUUCCUGCUGUAGUGCCUUCAGCCAUGAACAUACCGUUUAAUCAGUGGUGUAUUAAAAUGGACCUGGUACAGUCAGCAAUAGCUAGGCCAAAAUCGAUUGGCUAUUUUUAAAAGGAAAAAAAGAAGAUAGAAAAUUGCUCUUUUAAUCUAGGUAAAUCAAAUCAUGCCUGCUUGCUUUCCACCUGUAGCUAAGUGUAGGCAAGAGCAUUCUGAUUGAUGACAGUGUUUCUUUGUGCUUCUUUAUUCAUGCUUAUCCACUUGGGGUAACAGCACAAGGGUAGCUUCAGAACUGAGUUUUCACAUUCACUUGAGAAAGCUUGUGCUCUUUUUCUCUCAGGAAAAAAAAAAAAAUCUUCCCUUUGCCCACUCUUAGAAGAUUUGAAUAAAAGCCAAGUACGUUCAACCUUUUCUGCCUUUUUGGUUUUUUCCUGCCAUGAAAUCAUAUCUGACUGUGACAUCACAGUGUGUUGCUUUGGGCAGCCUUGUGAUGUAUGAAGGCGAGGACCUUAAUUGGGUUAACAGAGCACACCAGGAGCCAACGGCAGAUGAGCGCCGCUCUCCCACUAGGCAGUUCUCUGCUCCUGGCAGUGUGAAAGAAUCAGAGACCGGCUUGAGAGGAGCACCUUCUCCCACGGAUUUUUAACUCUGAGGCUUUUUCUUCUUUUAGUGUAUUACUAUCCAAUGAAAUUAAUUUUUAAAACAAAAAGUAUAUAAAUGUGCUUUGUUUUUAAACUGCAAAAAAAAUGGGAGUGGGGGUGGAAUGUGCCGGCAGGUUUGUUCUAUGGCAUUGAUUUGUGACCAACAAAGGAAAUGUCUACUUGUGAGACACAAAUCAAUGCAACCAGACUGCGAAAGUGCAAACAGAGAUGUGAGAAAAUUAUUCAAUCGUUACUCUUCUAUGGAAUUUAAAAACAUUGAGUCUUUAGAUUGUUCCAAUAAAAAAAAAAAAAAAAAGUGAAUCACUAGAAGAAAGGAAGGGAGGGUAUGAGGACUGGUUCUAAUUUCAUCAAAGGUUUUUCUCUUGUGAUUGUGGAAAGGUCCAGCAAGGCUAUAAGAUUCCUAAAAGAUUAGCAAUGUUGUGAAUGAUUUUCAGAACUCAUUAACCAUGUCCUCAGAUGCUGCUGAUAGCAAAGUGGUGGGAAACUGGUAGAAGACAAGUUUAUGCCUGAAGUUCUGCUUUAGUCUGCAGUAACCUUGGCUGCUGUAAAACUGAAGUUUCUUGCAAACUCUCUGUAUCCAGAAAUAAUCCAUAACAACUAAACUCGGCACCGACGUAGUAUUUCUUAUCAUAUAAGCACGUUACAAAAAUUAACAAAUAGAUUACACAGGUAAAAAUAUAACUCUAGAAAGCUAAAGAUUUUUUUUAAAACUUCAUCAGUUCAAAUAAACUGGGAGACAGACAAGUAGAAUAAGCUGAAAACAUGAUCAUGGAAUAUUUCUAUGUAGUUUGAACCGAGAUUUCUAAGUUUUAACAAGUAGAGUUGCUUCAGCAGUAACUUCAAAAUAAAUAAGAAUUGUCGGUAACUUAUCAGAUGUGUGUAUGUUAAAGUAGUUAAAGAUGUUUUCCCCCCUCAUAUAGGUUACAUUUGAUUUCCCCCAACCUUCCUCCCAACAGUCUUAAUACUAUUAGUUUGCUUAAAAAUCCUAUUUUCAGAGAUAAUAAAAAGGUAACUUUUAAUACUAUCCCUAUCCUAUCACAGAUUGUGAAUUAUUCUGACUUCUCCUUUCGGAGAAAGGAAAAAAAGAUGAUCAGAUGUUACUUCUCUGAACACUGAAAAUUAAUAGACAUAGCUUCACAGUUUUCAAUGUUUUCCCAGUGUCUAGUCAGGCCGGAGUUCCCAUUAGCAGACCAGGGAAAUUUUCUAACGUGACUGAAUAUUUUUGCUUUCAUCACUGUGAUGAAGUCAGUUACCAAGACUCUCUCACCUUAUCCUAAAAAUGUGCUAUUUCUUUACUUCUCAAUUGUCAUCAUGUUGGUUACAUUGCCUGAGGAAAUCAAGGGAGUGAAAUAUAAUGGAUCCAGAGACCUAUCAAGUAAAGUAAUCAAGAAGGGGUUUCUGGACAACCCCAUUUAAAAUAAGAACGCUUUCAAUAAAACUGCAUAAAUGUCUCACUCUGUGUUAUGCAAUAAUAACUUCAAGUCCAAUUUCCGGUAGUUCAUAUUUCUGAAUUACAACCCUGAACAAAGAAGUAAAUGAAGACCUUCAAGUAUCCAAAUGAGUUUUCCCCAAGUCUCCUACCAAACCCUGUGUUCAAGCAGUAUUGUCUCUAUGGCUCUUAUUUAUUUGAUUUUCCAAUCCAAAGCAGAUUAGAAAAUAUAUUUGGCAUGGAAGAUUUAGAGGAGAUGGUUCUGAAAAACUGGGACGGUGACGCUAGUCGGCUAUGGCAGUGGAUAGUAGGCUGUAGCUGUGUCUGCGGCCGUUAGGCUGAGCCAAGGGACAAGGCCAAUUCUCACCACAAGAAAAGCAUAUUACUGAAAAACAGGAACAAUGAAUAUUCACAAGGAUGACCCUGUAUCAUGGAAAAAAAAUUAAACUAUAUCAACAUACUGUGUUUAAGAAAACAAGGACAUGUAAAAGUUUUCUUUGAAAAACAUGUUUAGAAUGUAUUUUAUUGCUUAAAGAAGCAAGUUUAUGUCAUUAAAAAACAUUCAAAAAUAUAUGGAACAUUUUAGUCCUUAAUAUAGCUUGCUUUUUUUUUUUUAAUCCUUUUUCAAUUUGAAAAAAUGUAGGGAUCGUCUUGUAGUAGUGACUCUAAAAACCUGUCUAGCCAAAACUACUCAGUAUGAACACCUUAGAAGGAAGGAUGUUUAUUCUUGAAUAUUUUAAGUUCAGGUCUCUUAAAGAUAUUCUUUUUCAUUGAUCUUCGUUAUAUAAUGUAUGUUUUCAUCUGGAGUAAGGCACAGUUGCUCAUAUUUAGCUGGUUUACUUUGUAAUGCAUCAUUAUGAGUGACCAAAAACAUGGUACAGGAAGUUGUUUGUGUGUUUUUUCAUUGCUUAUGCAACUUCCAAGCAGAAAAUGUUCUUGAGACCAGAUGGUAAAGAACAGUCAAUUGCAAGCUCUAUUCUCCAGAUGUAUUGAUGUUUCAUGUCUUCCUAAAGCCAGUUCAAAUACACUUGUAAAUUCAAGCCUUAAUUUUAGUAACCCUUUCGCUUCUGCUAGAUCUUGUUUCAAAUGAUAAAGAAAUAGGCUCUAAUAUUUAAUAACAGGAUCUCUGAAGCCCGCUGUACUAUAGAGUGGCAAUGCCAUGGUCAUAUAAUUCAGUCUGAUAAAAGUUUAUUUCAUGUGCUUUUGGAUGUAUUUGGUCACUGUGCUACAAUGACAGCUAUAUGUUUACAGUACCAAACGUCUUUUCAACUUUAUCCUUUCCAAGAGUGCACUUUGUUAAGACAAUUUUAAAAAAUAACAUUUACCCAGUGUUUCUACUUGGCAUGUAAGUUUUUUUUUUUUUUUUUUUUUUUUUUUUUUAAUCUGCUCAGCAAUUUGGAAGUUUGCUUGGAACACAGAUGAGUUAAGAUAAAAAGCUCUUUUUUUUUAAAUGCCUCUAGUAAGUAAAAAUGAAGAUACUAUAUCUGAAUGAAUGUGAAAAGUUGUCCCUUUGUAUAUUUUUAAAGCUUCCUAAACUAUCCCAGUUCUCAGCCAAAUGCAGCCUACCCAGAUUGUCUUUAGGAAAGUAGCAAUUCACAGAGCUUUGCAGUUAGCCAUGUAUCAAACUGCACUCUCUUUAGUCCCUGCUUACAGCUCCACCAUUUUAGAAUAUGGUGAGAUAUGCCAGAGCCCUACCAUCUGUUUAAUGGGCUAAUUAUGUUUACCACAUGCCUACUUCACAGGAAUACCAUGAGUGAGGUUGCCAAACAUCAUACAAAUAUAUAUGUUUGUAUAUAUUGAUAUAUAAAUAUACACGUAAAUAAAAUUGUAUACAUAUAUAAAAGCAUCCAGCAUUUCUGAGUUUCAUUCCAUCUUCUACUCUCAAGAUGUAUAAUGAUCCAUCCCUUAAACCCAGCCAGGUGUUGUCAGAGUUUGUGAGGCUGUCAAUGAUAGGACCGUCAGACUGAGAGGGAUCCUGUAACUGAGAGAUUUGGAGGAAGUGAAACUCAGAUUGUACACACAUCCUAUGUCUUUGCCUAUUUAGCUAUGCCCCAUGUACUCUCUACUAAAAUUUAGACAUUUUAGCUUCAUAUUUAAUGCAAUCAAACUUUAUGAUACUGUAUGUUGCUAUAUUCAAUGACUAAACUCCUUCUUUUAAGAAACAGAGGAUCUCUUAAAUUGGAAAAAAAAAAAAAAAGUCAGACUGUUUUAACACAAUUUCUCCUGUACUUGGCUACAACUUUUCUCUUACAUGCCGCAGCUUCUAUAUUGGGCUUGUUCUUAAAGCUAGAAUUCUUUUUUCCUCCUGUGAGGACACUGCAACCCUUGAUGGUCUUUUCUCUGGUAUUCUCUGAGUGCUUCCUAAAUGCGUGGUCUCAGUGACUCCAGUUAUCACAAGGACGAAUUUUCACUUGCUAUCCAUGAAAAUUAUCAGUGGGUCAAACUAAGUUGGGUCGGACUAAGUUGCUUCUUGAAAAUAGGGCUGAUGCUAGUUGUGUCCAGAGGGAAUUCUGAGCAGUAAAGGGAGGCAAACUGAGGGCAUUCUAGGUGAAGGGAAUUAAACCAGCAAAGAAUCAGGGCACAGAUGGAAAAGAGCGAGUCAUGGGUAACCAGAGUGCCUAGUCAGGAUAUGAUAUAAGCUCCGGGUAUUGGGUUUUCUGUGUAGCUCCUUUGUUUAUGUAAAGCUAGCUCGGCAGGCUCUGGGCCUUCUUGGCUUUGAGGAUGCGCUGACCUGAGAGCUAUGGGGAAAAAUAGCCACAUCUGUACACCAGACUAUAAAGCCAAUAUGUAGCAUUCUCUUUGGAAAUGAAAAACAACAACAUAUGAAACUAUCAUUGAUACAACAUUUUAUUUAGUCUUUUCUAAGAUACCAGGGUAUUUUUAAAACCUGUUUUCUUCCCCUCGGCAUUAGGAUGUUUUCUUAUACAGCUUCAGCUGAAGUAAAUUAUUCAAACAGAGCUGUUUUAUUUUAUUUGUUUGUUUUUGUUUUUGCAGUUUUAUGCUUACCAGGGACUUCAUAAACAAGUUGGAAGAGAAAAAAUAGCCAGGACAUAAAUAUAGAAAUAACCCAAUCACAUAAGCUUGUGUGAGCAUGGGUGAGGGCCUUGUGGGAAGCAUGAAGAAAAAUCUUUAUUAGUACCAGAAUGAUCGUAAUUACCUUAGGCAUGAGUCUGAUUUGAGAAGAGACAUUGAUAUACAAAGAAAUGAAGGAUUAUUACCCUAUGAUUUGUCCAAGUGUACAAGGAAAAAUAGCUUCAGUAUUUACUCUUUGACUUCUUGAGUCCAGAAAUCUAAUACUGCAAACUACAUAGACACGGAGCAGAAGAAAGCAAGUAUUUAUCACAAGAAGAAGAAAGAGGAAUUACUCUGUCAUCUCUUCUUACUUUAGAAUCAUCAAAUAUUAUUAUUGGAAAGAACUUAAAAACCAUCUAAUCUAGCAUGCCCACAUUAUAGAUGAGAAAAAUGAGACUUGGGAAAAGUUUCAUGACUUGCCCAAGGUCACACAACAGAUUACAAACGUGGCUGGGCACCCACAUAUUAUACAUAGGUGUCCUUAAUUUCUUCAGUUUCUCCAUAAUCAUUUUAGAGAAUUCUUUGACUUAUCCCACCAAUGUUGCUUUGUAUAUCUUGAUUAUCGGCUGGCUUCGCAAUUUUUUUGAAGUGAAGUUUACUUUAUAAUAACAGCCAGAUUCUAUAACUGAUUCUAAAAAUUAAAAUGUGUUCUCUGACACAUCCUGAGUGUUGUACAAAUAUAGAGAAGUUCACUAGAUCAACAUGUAUGCCUCCUUUUAUAAUAGGAAUGCUAUAAUACCUAUAAAUGUGGCGUGAUCGUAUUAGACUCUUGAAGUUUCUAGAGUUUCAGAUAUUUGUUGGAGCAUAUACAUAGGUGAGGGCAGAUUUACUCAUUGACCUGCUCUGAGUCCCUGAGAAGUUCCUCACUGCUGUGCAUUCGUAAGUCAGUUAUUCCCACUGCCGUCCAUAUCACCACUUCCAACUAUUACCAAUAUGGCCGAUUACUACAUCAGUUAUUCCCACUGCUGUCCAUAUCACCACUUCCAACUAUCACCAAUAUGGCCGAUUACUACAGACUGAUUGCUUAUUACGUUCAAAAACAGCUGUACUUGGUGUUUUACUGAUAUUUUGUUCAGUGUUAGAAGAGGAUAAACAUGGUGAGAAUCUGGCAUAGACCAGCUCCCUUCUUUUGAAGAAAAAGUCCAUCACUGACAAUAGACAUUGAAUAAGUAGUUAUUUAAAGGGGUCAAAAAAAAGCAUUCACCAUGUCUCUACUUCAAAAAAGAAUCUCUGGAUCAUUUGAAAAUAUUAACUACAAGCUUAUGAUGCAAUGUUGUGUGGUUUGUUGUGCCACAUAUCGUUAUGAUGAUCUACAUCGCAGCCACAAUCCAGAAAUACUCUCAUUGUUACAAUGCAAAAUAACAUAAUCAUCCACUCUUACAUUUUAAAUGUGUCUGGCCUACCAAGUCCUUGCUUAGGUGCCAGACACACGACUGUGAAGGAACUGUCUGACAUAGUACCCUGAAAUUUCAGGUAAGUAUAAUCAUCUCACAGAUGCAUAGAAUAAGCCUGGUUUUCGAGGCAAAGACAAGAGGCAAACCUCCUGCUCUUCCAGAAGUCAGAACCAUUGAGCGGUAUAUUCACAGUAGCUAAGAGGAAAACCCUUUGUGAAGAAAACUGUGGUGUCUCAUGGCUGUUUUAUUAAAACAUUUAGUCCACCAAGUUUCCAAGUCUAAGAACAAUUUAAUUCACAAAGCACACAAAAUAAGCAGGAGCGUCUAAUCCGGACAGCCAUGUUCCACCUCUGUGUUCCUUGUUGUGAGUUAGGGUGAUUUAGUCAUCAAGAUCCCUGCUGUUAUGUAUUUGGAUAUUUGUGAGGAAAACCUAGAAUUCAUUCCCUUUGGAAGCCAUGUCCAUAUGGCAUGCAGCAAAGACCCUUAGAGAGCAGUAGUAGGAGUUUUGUUAUCAAAUCCAGCCAGAUUUGCAGAUAGGAAUACAGUAAUGGGAAAUCAGUAUUUUUCCUUCUUCUUCCUCUCUCUUUUCUUUUUCAGUCUUUUUCUUUCUCCUGUUUGCUUCUUCAAUUCAAUACUCCUUUGUUUAUGGAUUUGGAAAGUACUCCAAAAGCAAAUAAGCCAAGCAAAUCCUGUUUGGAGGAAGCACAGCCAUUUUGACAUAUACAGCCACUCUCUGUUCCCUGCCCCAAUGAACAUCUGCACUAGGCCCAAGCCUUGGAGUGAUUUACCUGAAGAGUGACACCAUUUAUUCUGAAACUACUGUAAUGGGAUGGUGUUUUUACAGACUUCUAUGUUACUGGAAAACGCCAAAACUGGGAGACUAACAUCCCUCUUAGGCUUCAGGAAGAAACCCAAGACAGCUGAAAACCAGAAGGCAUCUGAGGAGAAUGAGAUUACUCAGCCGGGUGGAUCCAGCGCCAAGCCGGGCCUUCCCUGCCUGAACUUUGAAGCUGUUUUGUCUCCAGACCCAGCCCUCAUCCACUCAACACAUUCACUGACAAACUCUCACGCUCACACCGGGUCAUCUGAUUGUGACAUCAGUUGCAAGGGGAUGACCGAGCGCAUUCACAGCAUCAACCUUCACAACUUCAGCAAUUCCGUGCUCGAGACCCUCAACGAGCAGCGCAACCGUGGCCACUUCUGUGACGUAACGGUGCGCAUCCACGGGAGCAUGCUGCGCGCACACCGCUGCGUGCUGGCAGCCGGCAGCCCCUUCUUCCAGGACAAACUGCUGCUUGGCUACAGCGACAUCGAGAUCCCGUCGGUGGUGUCGGUGCAGUCAGUGCAAAAGCUCAUUGACUUCAUGUACAGCGGCGUGCUACGGGUCUCGCAGUCGGAAGCUCUGCAGAUCCUCACCGCCGCCAGCAUCCUGCAAAUCAAAACAGUCAUCGACGAGUGCACGCGCAUCGUGUCACAGAACGUGGGCGAUGUGUUCCCGGGGAUCCAGGACUCGGGCCAGGACACGCCGCGGGGCACGCCCGAGUCAGGCACGUCAGGCCAGAGCAGCGACACGGAAUCUGGCUACCUGCAGAGCCACCCACAGCACAGCGUGGACAGGAUCUACUCGGCACUCUAUGCGUGCUCCAUGCAGAAUGGCAGUGGCGAGCGCUCUUUUUACAGCGGCGCAGUGGUCAGCCACCACGAGACCGCGCUCGGCCUGCCCCGCGACCACCACAUGGAAGACCCCAGCUGGAUCACACGCAUCCACGAGCGCUCGCAGCAGAUGGAACGCUACCUGUCCACCACCCCCGAGACCACGCACUGCCGCAAGCAGCCCCGGCCUGUGCGCAUCCAGACCCUAGUGGGCAACAUCCACAUCAAGCAGGAGAUGGAGGACGAUUAUGACUACUACGGGCAGCAAAGGGUGCAGAUCCUGGAGCGCAACGAAUCCGAGGAGUGCACGGAAGACACUGACCAGGCCGAGGGUACCGAGAGUGAGCCCAAAGGUGAAAGCUUCGACUCGGGCGUCAGCUCCUCCAUAGGCACUGAGCCUGACUCGGUGGAGCAGCAGUUUGGGCCUGGGGCGGCGCGGGACAGCCAAGCUGAACCCGCCCAACCCGAGCAGGCUGCAGAAGCCCCUGCCGAAGGUGGUCCGCAGCCAAACCAGCUAGAAACAGGCACUUCCUCUCCGGAGAGAGGCAAUGAAGUGGAGAUGGACAGCACAGUUAUCACUGUCAGCAACAGCUCCGACAAGAGCGUCCUGCAACAGCCUUCGGUCAGCACGUCCAUCGGGCAGCCAUUGCCAAGUACCCAGCUCUACUUACGCCAGACAGAAACCCUCACCAGCAACCUGAGGAUGCCUCUGACCUUGACCAGCAACACACAGGUCAUUGGCACAGCUGGCAACACCUACCUGCCAGCCCUCUUCACUACCCAGCCUGCGGGCAGCGGCCCCAAGCCUUUCCUCUUCAGCCUGCCACAGCCCCUGGCAGGCCAGCAGACCCAGUUUGUGACAGUGUCCCAGCCCGGCCUGUCGACCUUUACUGCACAGCUGCCAGCGCCACAGCCCCUGGCCUCAUCCGCAGGCCACAGCACAGCCAGUGGGCAAGGCGAAAAAAAGCCUUAUGAGUGCACUCUCUGCAACAAGACUUUCACCGCCAAACAGAACUACGUCAAGCACAUGUUCGUACACACAGGUGAGAAGCCCCACCAAUGCAGCAUCUGUUGGCGCUCCUUCUCCUUAAAGGAUUACCUUAUCAAGCACAUGGUGACACACACAGGAGUGCGGGCAUACCAGUGUAGUAUCUGCAACAAGCGCUUCACCCAGAAGAGCUCCCUCAACGUGCACAUGCGACUCCACCGGGGAGAGAAGUCCUACGAGUGCUACAUCUGCAAAAAGAAGUUCUCUCACAAGACCCUUCUGGAGCGACACGUGGCCCUGCACAGUGCCAGCAAUGGGACCCCUCCUGCGGGCACACCCCCAGGUGCCCGCGCUGGCCCCCCAGGCGUGGUGGCCUGCACGGAGGGGACGACUUACGUCUGCUCCGUCUGUCCAGCAAAGUUUGACCAAAUCGAGCAGUUCAACGACCACAUGAGGAUGCAUGUGUCUGACGGAUAAGUAGUAUCUUUCUCUCUUUCUUAUGAACAAAAGAAAACAACAACAAAAAACAAACAAAAAAGCUAUGGCACUAGAAUUUAAGAAAUGUUUUGGUUUCAUUUUUACUUUCUGUUUUUGUUUUUGUUUCGUUUCAUUUUGUACUACAUGAAGAACUGUUUUUUGCCUGCUGGUACAUUACAUUUCUGGAGGCUUGGGUGAAUAAUAGUUUUCCCAGUCUCCCUCGGAUGGUGGCCUUAAGGCCUGGUAGUGCUUCAAGAGGUCCACUGGUUGGAUCUCUAGCUACUGGCCUCUAAAUACAACCCUUCUUUACAAAAAAAAAUCUUUUAAAAAAAAGUAAAAAAAAAAAAAAAAAUUCCACUUGUGAAGAGCACUACAAAAAAUAUAUAACAAAAUCUAAAAGGCCUACUGUCUUUAAGUACACCGCUUGCAGUGUUUCAGUGGACAUUUUCACAAUUCUGGCCGCUUGGACUUCACAGUAACCAGUUAAAACUGUGGAAUAUCACUUCUGGUUGAAAAUCCAGAGGAAAGGCCCUGCUGUUUUCCGCCUACCACGUUGUCUGAUUUCAUAAAAGGGCUGUGGGGGUGGGAAGGGCAGUGGGUUCGGUGGUGUGGGAAAGAAAGACGAAUGGCAGGCUUCUCCCCCAGAUUCUGCCUGGGUCCACACACCCUGGCCCACCUUCUCCAUAUCCCCCCUUGCAGCAGAAGCCAGGAAGACUUGGACAAGCAACAAGCAACAGUGGCUAUCGUAUUUAUUCAGUGUCUUCGCUGAGCCACAGCCUCAGCACAAUCAAGAGGGACUUUCAUGAAAGGCAGGAAUGCAGAUAAAACAAAGAUAUCAGAAAUUUGCACCUAUGUUUUUAGGUACAAGAGAAGGAUUAUUUCCAACAAUCUUUGCAAAAAAUAAGUGUCAAGAUAUAUUCUUGUGGAAGAGAAAAAGAAAGAGAAAUGGAGGGUGGGGGGAACAAUAAAAAGUUCUUGAGGCUUUUUUAAUUCAAAAUUUUAUAGAGGGGCAAAAGUGACGUUUACCAGAUAGAAUGCUGAUUUUUUUAAUAUAUUUACAACAGUAUUUGUGUAAAAAAAAAAACAAAAAAAGUGAAAUUGUUAAAGGUAAUUUUUUUUCAUUUUGGUUUUGCAUACACUGCCACCAAUUCCUUCUCUUUUAUUUCACACACAUAUAUAUAUUUUUUGGUAAGUCAAGACUGUUAAGGUUAGCGAUACUGCUUCCAGAUAGAAAGAAUAAAAGGCAACUAAAGUUAUAUUUGAAAGAGAGGAAGGAUAUUUUCUUCAUAUUUUUUUUAAUUUUUCUUAAUUUUUAUUAUUUUAAGUAUUGCCUGGGUUGAUGAGGGCCUCUGUGGCCAGCCCAUCCCUGCUGUAAUUUGAAUUGCUGCUUUGUAUUUUGAUAUGUAGUUCUUUGACUUUAGCAAGCUUAAGUUGUCCCACCGAAUAAUUUUUUCAACUGAUUCAUCUAGAAUUCUGUUCUUUUUCAUGGAAGAGACUGUAUCUUUCAGAAAGAGAUUGCUUGCUUCUCCAAAAUUUCAUUGAGAUCUUACAAUUCUAGAAUUUCUAUUGACUUUACUUUUUUUCCUUGGUGAAACACUAGUAGUCUAGAAGUCUUGAUAAAUGGGGUCUUUUCUUUUGUGAUCAGCCAGGAAGAGGAGUUCACAAAACUCUGCCAUAGCUCCUCACCCUUCCCAACUACAAAGAGCGUCAUUAUGAGAAGCCUGUUACAGAUCAAGAUGCAUUGAUGCCAAAAUCACUUUUUUUCUUUCAAAUAUCACCUUCUGACUGUUUCCACCAUGGUUAAGAGGGCUAAAUCAGAUGAUCAUUCUUUAGAUGACUAAUUAACCCUUGCUUCUUGGAAAGGUUUUAGGGAAAUUAACAAAAAGUUCCCAGAUGCCAACAUCCACCAUUCAAAAGACCACCAAUCUAUUGCAUCAUACCAGAUGCCACUCUCUCUCCCUAGUUGGGAUUUCUCUCCUCGGUCCUGAUGAAGGUGUUUAGAGAUAUUUUCUUUAUAGACAGUGUCCUGAAGGCAUUCCAGCUCAAAUAUAGGAAUUCUUAAACCUAGCUAAAACUCCCAAAGUGAUUUCAUUUCUGGGCAUAUUUUAACACACUUAGGGGAAAGCAAAUCUUUAAACAAAGCAAAACACCAAACAACUACAGUUUUAAAAAGAAGAAAGGAGAGAGUAUUUUAGUUUCAAAAUUACAUUGCAUUUUAAUUUAAUUUUCCUUCUAAUUUUCCUGUCAGCAUUUUAUUUACAAAAACUGUGCAGCAAACGAGAGAAAAUCUUCCAACACAAACAACUCUGUAAUGACUAAAUUGGUUUUAUUCAUAUAUUUUAGACAUUUGGUUAACUUGGAUCUUUUUCAUAAGUUCGUUGUGACGCUUAGUAAGGUUAGUGUAACUGAAGUGUUUGUGAGUUUGAUUUGGUCCCACAGUGCUGAAUUAAGUGGGUAUUUUGCUACAAGUUUUAAUGUAAACUUGGGUAGUUAAAUGACUAUUGAGUAUAACCUAUCAUGAUUUCUAAGAGGAGUCCUACCAAUAACUAUGUGUCCAAAACGGACCUGUUUUAACAGUUAGUGAGGAACAGCUUCCAAAAUAAAGUAAGUUCGUUUUUCUAUUGCUAAUUUUGCUUUUCAAAAUAGCAGUGUUGUAAGACUAAUAUUUCCAAUUACCACCAAUAGAGGGAGCAUUAGUUAAUUAACUAUGUCAUGGAAUUGUUUUGAUAUUUUGGAAAACAAGUGAUUCCACCCAUAAAAUAAAAAGAGAAGAUUGACCUUAAGAAAAAAAACUCUUAAAGCUAGAAGGCAAUGACAUGAAAUCACUCAAUACAUGUUACAAAUGAAAGAAGGCCAAAAGCCACUUUAAAAUAUUUUUAACUGUUUAACAAUAGUGGAUUUGAAAGUGUCUUUGUUCAAAUUUAGCGAAGUAGGAAGAAUUUUCAUUAAUACCUCCAGAAAAGUUGAUCUUAGGUGCCAUUAUGGGCCACAUGUAGCUAUCUGUUUCUCAAAUCUGAGGGAGAGACCCAUUUGCCUUAAUGCUGAUUAGCCAUGUAAAAUGCUAAGCAAUUGGGUUAGAAUCCACCUUUUCUUUUGAUAGAACAAAAGAUAAAGAAAAAGCUGCAGGUGACUUGAAACCCUAAGGAUUCUAUCAUCCUUUCCCUGUAAAGGAAGUGUCUCUUAAAAAAAAAAAAAAAAAAAAGAGUAGGAGGAUCCCUAAAGAAUUCUUAACAAGGUGAUAUAAUCAUUGUAGUCCAUGACAAAAUGGACCAGUCAGGUUUGCAUAGCAGUGGACAUAUUCCUACUGCAUAUUUAUCCUUCCCAAACAUGUCACAUUCUAAAAUAGCUGACAGAUUAUUUUGUGGAGAGAGGAGGAAGUUGGAUUGGAGUGGGAGAUCUAAUCUAGAGGAGCCAAAAGGUAGUUGUUUAUUGCCAUAUUCCUGGCCUGUCAAAUGGCCACUUUCUAAACUGACCCACAUUUUAGGAAGUAAACCAGUCUGGACCGGUUUCAAAAGGAUAGAGAUGCUUUUAGAUUGUCAAUUCUCACUUUCAAAUUAAACAAUCACAAAUAUCUUUGGAAAUAGGGAAAGAUAUUUUGCUUCAGAAUCAGAGAAUUAGUGUGGAUCUUUUUAAUGUUUUGGGGUUUUUUUGUUCAUGUACUACAGUCAUCUUACAUUUAGACCUUCAUGCUAGGAUGAUAUCAGUGCUAAAAAAAUUUCUUUUUAAUAGCAAGAAAAAAGAUAGAUAAGAUAAAAGCAGCUGUUACAGAUUUAAGACUUCUUAGGAUGAGUACGAGGAAGAACUAGUUAGAAAGGACAUUUUUGAGCAAUUUAUAAUUUUAAAAUGGAAUUUGCCAAACAAGGGAAAGGAGAAAAAGUCAAAGGAGAAAUUUUUUUUCUCAAGAUUUUUAGAUACAAUUUAUUAAAAAAUAUUAUUUUCUAGCAUUAAAAACAUUGGUAUUAUCUCAGCAUCAUGGGCAAUUUUUUCUUAUUAAAUGCCAAUAUUUGUACAACAAAGGCCCCCAAAUGUGUGAAAUGUAAUCUUAAAAAAAAGUAAUAAUUGGAACACAUGGAUCUGAUACAACUCUACACAUGGGGAAAAUCUGAGAAAUAAGCUAAGCAGAAAAAAAAAAAAUCUGAAAUGAAAAUCUCUGUAUCAAAAUGGUUUCCUGUAUAUUUUAACUGAGCGGUAAACUUUAGCUCAUAGUAACAGUUUUAUAGCCUGUUCUCUUCCCAGAUUCCUAAUGCUUUGACUCUAUUUGUACCAUGAUUAAGUGUGCUGGAUAAUUUCCUGCUCAUAUUCUAGCUCCUAGUCAUCUUAGAAGUCAUAGUAGCUCUUGGCCUUGAAAGACUUGGGUUUGCUUUGUUUAAAAGUCCUAGGAGUUUUAUUUUGUAUCACCAAAAUAUUCUAUAAGGUCCCCAGAUACUCUUUUUCAACCCAUGAACAGUAAGAAUUUGUGAAUUCAGAUAAUGAAAAGAGAAAAGUUUUCCUCCAGGUAUGUUUGUUUCACAUUCAGUCCUAAAGCCUUGAGUUACGUGUACUUCCCUCACACAAGCACACCAGCAGUCUAUGCUCUGCCCAUGCCCAAAACUCAAUGGUUUUUCUCAGCACAGAAGUCAAAACUGAGAUAUGCCCCUGAUAAAACCCCUUCGAUUCCUGAGAAAGCAUAAUAAAGGCUUAUAUCGCUUCCUUGUUGAAGCUCCUUCAUAAUACUCCCAACACCCGUGACCCCUGCGAAAACAGGGCACAAGGUAGAUCUGCCCAGGAGUCACAGGAUAAACACCCAUUCUGGAGCCUUCCUCUGUUGUUCUAGAAGAUGUUAUUUGAUUAGUUGGGGCUGAGAGCAGGGGAUAUAUGAUUCUGCGGAAAAGGUAUCAGAUCAUCAGAUCAGGCCUGCCUCAGCUAUAGCCAGUGUGCUGCUGCAUCCAAAGGUAACAAAGGGAAAGUGCAACGUAAGGGCAGACACAACCUGAGAUGCCCCUGAGAUUUAGGAGAACAGGAUGGUGCCCUUUCUGUUGUGACCUGACUCUUAAAAGAAAUCUUCUAAAGGAAUUCUUUAAUUUGGUAAUGAGUUGAAGUCCAGGGUAAUGGAAGCUCUAGGGCAGAGAACAAAAGAAUUGCAAAAAUGUAUUCAGCACCAAACAAUGCUAAACCAAGAAACAUCCAAUCACAAAACUAGGAAGUUUGGCAAGAAGUAGUUAGAGAAAUCUCUGAGUUUUUCCAUGGGUAGGGUCGACAGACUCUCUUUUGAGUGAUUUCUGGCUCUGAGAAACCUCUUUACUCACUAGAAAAGAACUGUAUUUAAAUGGCCAAUUUUUUUCCUCAGAAAAAGAAAUUAAAAACAAAAAAAAAGAAAAAUAGGACACUGAAGACAGAACCAUGUGACUUGGUGACAAACAAAAGGAAGGGUGCACUAGAAUUUCAAUAGGCUCCCUAAUUCCACAGAAAAAGCAAAGCAACCCAAUGCCUCCUGAGCCUGCAGUGCAUGAAGAGAGCACUUGAGCUGACCCAGCCACCAGGCUUUCUGGGGCUAGACAUAACUUCCCACUGGAACAGCAGCAGCUCCUUUCCCCUCUUUGUGUUUUCAUGAAGAAAACGGUUGUUCUCUUAGGUACCCAGGAAAUAGAUUACAUAGGGCAAACUUUCCAAAGCUAUCUCUACCCUGGUGCUCAGGCUGCACAUAGAGGCAGAAAAGGGGCAUAGAAGAGCUCUUGCUCUUGAGAGAGAAUAUUUUCAUAUUCCCAAGGGCUUUCUGUGGAGCGUUGCUAUUUCUGAUGCCACUUAAACCUUUACAAGAGAAAAGGCUGUGGUGACUCAGUGUUCCUGUAAACUCAGAAUGUGAACAUUACUAAUCCAAAGCAUCAUUUCUAGCACUGAGUAUCAAGAUGAUCAGCCUGACCAAAAUACUUCAAAGACUCUUCUAAGUCUCUGAAGAUUUUUUUUCUCCUUCAACACUGAGUAUAGCAGUCAGCAGUGUACAUUAGCAGAUCCCUGAGAAUGAUUAUGGAAUAGUAGGGCUUGUUUCCAUGCUUUUUAGAGUGAAGAGGUAGAAAAUGAGGGCUGCAUAGUGUGGGUUCUUUUUCAGAACUAUGUAUUUUCUCCUCACUGAAUGAGGCGUAAAAAUGGCCUGGGUUGAAACAAGAAACAUUAUCUUUCCACAGCACUGACUAAAACACCUGCCAUUCCAGUGGUUUCCUAAGGCCCCACCUGUUGCUCCAUAAACUGUAGACUUUCAGACUGAAAUCUAAUCUUAAGUGACCUCAAUUUAGGUGUUUUCACAAGAGGCUACUUAUUGUAUAGCAUUAUUGCCUUAAAUCAGAAAGCCUUGGGAAGAGGACAAAUGAUACAGAAAUGAGAAGGCUCUGAAGAUACAGGCAUUUCUUGCUGUUUAAUAGUUACAUUAUCACAAAAGUAAGCCCCAUGUGUGAUUGAGGACUAUGGAAAUAGUGACUUCUUGGGGAGGCACCAAACUUGUCUAGAACUGGUACUCUCAGAUAGUGGCUGCUAUUUCCUAUUCUAUUUCAGUGACGUAGGUUGGGGCUGAAUGUAAAAUAGACAUCAUAUUACUAAAUAGAAUCCUAUAAAAUGUAAUCACAGGUGCCUGGGAAUACUAGUUUUAAACGUUUCCUUAACAAGGAGAACAAUCCCAGCAAAAAGCUUUCUUUCCCCAUACAGUGUAUAUCUGUAAAUUUUUUUCCCUCAGUUUUAGAGAGCAUCUCUUUUAUCUGGUGGUUCUUUGUUUAAAUGCAAACUCAUAAGUUUCAAGUCUUCAGUGAAAGAUCAUAAUCUACAGAUGAUACUCUACAGAGAAAAAUCUAGCCACAGUCUUGAGAGUCCAGGCUUCUGGAAUGCUUAAUGAGGGUAUAAAAGUCCCUACUAACCCUUUUUCAAAUUCAGAGAUUUCUUUGAUUCAAAAUGCCUCAAUGAGAUUUUGAUACAUCCAAGAGAGAGAAAGCGAAAACAAAAAACAACAACCACCUUGGGGGCAUCUGUUUCUACUAGUGUUGCAACAGUUGUUAUGACCCAGCAAAAUCAUUGCAAUUUAUAUGUAGAUUCUAGUAAUGAAAGAGUCCUAACCAAUCCAGCAUGUCACCGCUGCUGUCCAAAAUGUCUAUGACUGAGUGUACGUUAUUUAUACGUGUGCACACACAGUAUGAGCUGCUCUCAGCACAAAACUGUUCCACAUUCAUGUUGCCCAGUGACAACAAGAUAGAUUUUUGAAUUUCUGGUUAGGAGUCAAAGGUCUGACAUAUCGCACAUGUCUGCUCUGCUUUGUUGCCUUAGUUGGAUGCAUCACUAUCUGUGAUGAGAAAUUUAGGGCAAUCUGAAGGAGUCCAACCAUCAGUAAUUUCUGUGUAUCCCUUUCAUGAGAAACUUGAAUAUGCUCAUGUGGAGUAGAGUGCAUUUAACAAACUCUGCAGUUCUGUUGGAUUUAUUGACAUGUACGUGCAUGUGUGUGUUUGCGUGUAUACUUAUUGUCAUCUGGGAGUGUGUGUGCCUCCCAAAUGAAGCACACACAGGCAGAGGUCCUCGUGCAUAGAUACAGUUGCCUCUUUCCACCAUUGUGCUAAAGACUCAUGGCUGCCUUCCCAGGAAGCAGUCACCUGCCCACUCUGUUGCUUUUUGUAAUAUUUCAGAACUGGGAGAAACAAACGCAGCUUGUUGAAUCCACAGCAAACCCACAGGGACAGGCUGUUUUCCUCCAUAAGAAGGUAGAACAGAAGUCUUUGACUGGUGAGCAGACAAGAGGGAGCAGCAGUCCAGGGCACUUCCCCAGGUCUCCUGGAGGUGGGGGCACCAAUGCCAGGCAGGCAAAGCCCACACAAACUUUGGCCUGAGCCAUCCCAUAGCUCUAAGGCCUUCAUUCCUUUCCUCUAUGCAACCCAGUGUGCACACACAUGUGCACAUACACACACACACACACACACACACACAAAUUUUAUUCCCAAACUAAAGCUUCCUAAUUCUGCUUGUACGCAAAGGAUAUCAUCAUAAUUCACAAACUGUGUCUCCUGAAACCAAUGUGGCCUUUGCCAAAGUCUUUCCAGGAGUGAGUUGUUUACCAUGUCUAGCAAACCAACAGAAUAUUGGGGGGCAUAUUUUUUGGUAAUCUCUAAGAAUUGAUAGCUCUUGCCCAUCUCAAACAUUAAAGUAGAAUGCCACUCUAGUAUAAUGUACUGAGUGAAUGGACUCUGAAGGCUUGGUGACCUGGAAUUCAGGAUUCAGUUUUCUCACUCCCAUGCCCUUCUUUUACUAGAUGGUUUGUUAUUUUUUAAGACAUGUAGAUUAUUUCUGCUUUACAGAAGUCAGAGGACAUUUUCCUUCCUCUUCUAUUUUGGUGACUUUUCCCCUUCCCGUAUUAAGUAAGGCUACUUACAGUUGCAACUUCUCUGUUGUUAUUACUUUUUAAAAUUGUAUAUUGUCUUUCUAUAUCCAAAAGAAGUCUGUGACUGUAACCAUAGGUAUUUCUUUUUACUGGAAAAAAAAAUAGUCGUUUUGGUUUUUUUUUUUUUUUUCUUUUAAUUAACAGUACUAGUGACUUUGUGAAAGAAUAUGAGUUACUAUUUAGGUAUGCUUACUUAAGUACAAUACACUACAUUGCAGUAUUUCUGAAACCUAGGACAUACACAUUAUAUAUAACAAUUUUAUAUUGAAAUAUAUAUCACAUUAUAUUCAUUUUAACUUUUGAAUCUGCCUAUGAUCAUGAGUUGAUUGAAAUAUUAUGUCUUUGCAUAUAUCACCCAUCACCAACCUGCUGCAGUUAAUCUGGUGCAUUUAGUAAUAAUCAUUACUGCUCUAAUUUGCUUUUUAUAUUAUCAGCUUCAAUUUUGUCUUUAGAGGAUUUUAGAAUUUUUUAAAGCUCAGACUUAGCAAAUGUAGGAAAGUGAAAUCUUUUUUUGAAACUUUGUUGGUGUGACUAAUACAAAGAGGUUCAUAUUCAAAAUGAUCUUGUUUAGCUGACCCACUCAAUAUCUGAAGAACAAAAGAAGUGCAUAUGAAUGUAUCUGUGAUUUUCCCCUGUAGGACUGUCACUGUCUAUACUUGCUUU